Messenger RNA from Aplysia californica (California sea hare), 4839 nucleotides. Its product is annotated as calpain-9. The record is from RefSeq and is a predicted model, not a curated record. NCBI's taxonomy places the organism in Eukaryota, Metazoa, Mollusca, Gastropoda, Aplysiida, Aplysiidae. Gene Ontology annotation, molecular function: calcium-dependent cysteine-type endopeptidase activity; calcium ion binding. Gene Ontology annotation, biological process: proteolysis. Gene Ontology annotation, cellular component: cytoplasm.
UCAUCGCGGGCGGAGUAAUCAGACCGAAAAGCUAUUCACGCGACCGGUUGGGAAAAACUUGUGUAUGAAAGUAGAUCACUGAUUGGCUGUCAUGCUGUGUGGACUCUCUCUAUACCAUCCCCCUUAUAUUUAUGACUUCUGAUGUGUUGAUCGUCAGUCAGUUCUGCUUUUGUGGUGUAGCUGGAUGGUAAUUCCCACUAACGACAUCUGUUGUUGACAAGUGAUAGCGUUACAUUGUCUAGAUCUAGAUCUAGUACAGUUUUGUUUUGGUUAGGUUUUCACGACGCGGGAUUUCCGAAAACGCCAACUCGCUUGAAGAAAGGCGAUGAAGAACUAUGGUGCUCUGGAGUUUGACGUCUUGAAUGAGACUUCUGGAAAAAGAUGGGCUGUUCGUGUUGAGUAAAGACAUGUGGAAAGGCAAGCGUUCAUGAACAGCAAUCAGCACCAACAAACAAACGUACAGAAAAAAAUACAGUUAUCCUCACCCCGAGAACAGGUUCUAGGGAUUCAGAAAUUCCUGUCAAGUUACACACAAGUUACGACAUAUAAUAGGAAACAUACGAUCACAGAAGCAAGCGAGUGAACCAACAAACGUACACAAAACACGAACAGACAUUAGUGAAAGUGCCUUGUGCUUCCCUUUUGUGGUCGUUCGUCCGUUCCAGUGGUCCAAGCUUUGAUUGUGUGUCCAGUACUCCGUGACGCAUUGAAACUGGCUGGAAUCUGUGAGAGAACAUCGGUGAUAUAUUAUCGUCACUUAUCACAACAAUAAUAUACAGUGCAUACAACCACGAUGUCGGGGAGCGUAAUAAUCCGACCCACCCCGGACUAUGAAAAGCUGAAGAAUGAACUGCUUCACUCUGGAUCUGUGUUCUCUGACAAUCAAUUUCCCCCAAAUUCUAGAUCAAUCUACCCCGACGGCCGUGCACCGCCAGGAGACAGAUUUCAUGGCAAUAUCAUUUGGAAACGACCAUCGUGGUUUAUCUCUGCGGCUGCUGUUUUGGCCACGGCACAUCGGAAAAACUUUGAGAUUGUCUUACCAAAGGACCAGGGGUUUGAGGAAGGCCAGUACACAGGCAUGUUCCGCUUCAACUUCUGGUGGUACGGCAAGUGGACAGAGGUGAUUGUGGACGACUAUUUGCCCACUGACGGGCGUCGGCUCAUCUACUGCAGCAACAAGGCGAGGCCCAAUGAGCUCUGGCCCUGUCUGCUGGAGAAAGCCUAUGCAAAAGACCCGACAACGCUGCUUCUAGAGAGGUGAAAAUGAGCAACGGGCUCUACAUGGGUCAUGCCUACAGUAUCACUGGAUUCAGACAGCUCUGCAGAGAUGGCCCACUUGUCCCGCGAGCUACAGGAAGACAUGAAGUUCAGGAGUAAAGACGACGGAGAGUUUUGGAUGAGCUACUCAGAUUUUCUCAGCAACUUUCAGGAGAUUCAGUUGUGUCAUCUGCAGCCCGAUGCUUUCAUCACAGAACUGGCUGACAACGAAAGAAAACAAGACUGGAUGGUGACAGUAUACCACGAUUCUUGGAUCAGGGGUGUGACAGCAGGAGGCUGUGGGAACAAACCAAAUGAAAGACUGUACUGGAAAAACCCGCAGUUCUUCGUGUCGCUACACAACCCGGACUCCAUGCUAGGCCACGGAGACGACUGUACGCUUAUCGUGUCGCUCAUGGAGAAGGAGAAAAAUAACCAGUCCAAGAUCGCUGUGGGCUUUGAUGUUUAUAAGCUCAAAGAUCCUGACUUCAAACCCUUGGAUGACGCACGCGCUCCCAGAAAUGCACUCUUACUCACCCGACGCUCAGGUUCCUAUGUGUUCUACAGGGAAAUCACCAAACGUUUCGAGUUGCCGCCUGGAAAUUACGUCAUCAUUCCGUGUACAUUUUACCCCCACGAAGAGGCGGAAUUCUUGCUUAGGCUUUUCACUGAAAAGCACGCUGAUAGUGGAGCUGGAUGAGAAAAUGAAGUUUCCAUUGGAAUCGUGUCGUAGUCUCAUGGUGCUCAUGGAUCAAAAUAAAUCAGGUUUCUUAAAUCUCUCGGAGGCGAAGAGGGCGUGGAAAGAAAUCAAAGCUUAUAGGCAAAUCUUCAAGCAGUUUGAUGCUGAUCAUUCCAACACAGUUGACACUUACGAGUUAGGGACCAUGUUUGCUCGGCUAGGUUUCCCCGUGAGUCGUGGAGUACUCGCAGCUAUUGUGAGACGAUACGGAGGCCGGGACAGCAGACUCACUUUGCCGGAUUUUGUCAUGAUUAUCUGCAAACUCACGACCUUGUUUGCAUCAUUCCAUCAACAGCAGAAACAGUCGGGGAGAGGGGAGGAUGUGGCUGAGUUCAGCAGGAACGAGUUUUUACAGACGACGAUGUCCAUGUAAAGCAGCACGUCAUGAAUAGCAUGUUUACAUAUCGGCUGCCUUGCUCAACUCUGCAACCUCUAGACCACACAAGGUGUACAGAAUAACAAUUCCUUUCUAUUUUAAUAAUACUGUUGUUGAAUAGUUAUGAUCACCAUAUUUCAUUCCUGUUAUCAUACUUAGGUAUAUUAAAACGAAUUUUUCAAAUUUUAUGAUAAGAUUAUUGUAUUUAUUUUAGGACGAUCUGCCCUAACCAUUAUGUUCUGUGCAUCAUGCUAAAACUACAUGCAUUUGUAAUGAAUCGCUGAUGCUUUAAAAAUUGUCUAUGUAUUGAUCCAUUUUCCUUCAACAAUUGUUUUGUUUGUUGCUUUUAUUGGUUUGUACUCUUAGUUUGUGAUAUGUUUUUCUAUAUUUUUUAACUCUUUGCGCUGCUGAAAUUACGCAACGUGAAAAAACAUUGUUUUGUCUCUGAUAGUUCUGCAUUACUUGUGCUUGUACCUCUCCGACCAGUGCCAUGUUAUAAGUGGUGGGACGGCUGUCCUUACUGUCCUAUAAUGCUUUAUGUAAUGAAAGAGGAAAUAUUAUUAUUAAUGAUUCCUCCAAACCGUAGCUUAACAUUUGAUAGUUGAAAAUACUGGUCUCUAGUGUAGUGUGAGGUAUCAUUAUAUUCAUACACAUAGGGUCUACUUAUAAUUAUGCACUCAGAUCAAAUAAGCUUGGAGGCUGAGAUCUUAAAGUACCGGAAUGAAAUGUUAAUGAAAACUACCACACCAACAAUAGUGACAGUGACCACAUAGAUGAUGAUGAAGUAAUUUUAAUGGGAUUGAUAUCGAAGUUUUGUGACGUCCCCCCAGAACAGCAGAUUCUUGGCUAAGUAGGAGGCCAUAUGGGGCGCUUUGUUAGGAGGAUUUGGUUGUGUGUUUAAACCAUACUUAUGAAGAAGGCUUUGUCGAAUGAAAAAACGACUUUCAGAGAGAUUAGUAGUACCUAUCUGAUAGUGCUCGACACUCAUAUUGUAAGCUUUGGUGUGUUGUUGUGUGCCAUAUUGAAGUGUCGCUUCCACCUUAGAUCUCAGCUCCACUGCAGGUUUUGUUUGUUAUUUGUUUUGUUUUUUACUGUAUUUACUGCUGUGUUCAUGAUUCACUACUGUGGAUACUUUGUAGACCAUCCUUUGGGUACAAUCAUUUCUACAGUUUCUAUCAACAAUCAAUUAUAUAUUACCUUUUUGUAUAAGUCACACACAUUUACUGUGGUGUGGUAUUGAUAGUUCAUAUUCAUAUAUAAUUAACAGUUUUUCCUGCAUUACUGCAUUGCUACAUUCUGAUGAAUAUGAUACCCUCCACUUUGAUUUUACAAAAUCUAAUAUAUUAUACAUUUGCAUGUGGUUUAUUUCUUAACAUUCCUUUGAUUUGACCAGUGUUUACAAACAAAUAAUAUGAUUCUCCCAAUAUACACUAUUCCAUGCAAUUAUACCGAUUUGAAAAGCCAAUAUCCUCGCUGAUUUUAACAACAAUGGAGUUAAGAAUGAUUUUAGGGAUAGGGAGAGAGGAUUUCUGUUGCAGUUACUAGAAGUAUGAUAAUGUAAUAUUUUAAAAAUGAAGUGUUCCUUGUUUUUUUUCUCUACACAUUCGAAUCUAUGGUCUUCAAAGACAUAUACUUUUUGUUAGUGACCGAUCUUUUAAUAGUUUAGUAGCCCUCACAAUAGUUUUCGGCACAAGCUUUUCCUUUGGAAGUCGAUAUGUUGGAAAUUAUAGCGUGGAUAAAGGAUACAUGUUUAGAAACCACACAGUCUUAUUCGUGUAGACAAAAGACUUUAGAACCAUAACAAUGUUUACUGUUUGCAAUCACUAUUACUUAAAGCAAGUUACUGUAAAUCAUAAUAAUGUUAUGUUUGUUGCAUUGUGAUUAAAUUGCUCAAUCAAUGUACUCAUGCAGGGAGUCAAUAACAAUAGUAUUAGAGGUGGCCAACUGAGGAGAGCCCAUAAUUAUUUUUUUGUUUUUUUGUUCAUUUCUCUUUUAACAAUCGUUUACCCUAAAUGAUGUGAACAUUUUUCGUCAUCAUAUUAUUAUUUUCUCAUUCCUAAACAUUGUGAGAAAAUCUUGUUAGUAUGUAAGUGUUUCAGCACCUAUGAAAUGACAGCUUGGACUGAAUGUUUCUAAAAAAAACCCCGGAAUGUUUGGGAGUCUUACUGAGUCUGUCGAGGUGAUAAUGAAUGCUUAGGCAAUAAGACGGCUUUUGAGAAGGGGUGUGUUAUGUAAAUGCAGUCUUAUAUUGUGUAUUAUAUUAACAUUUGAAAAAGGAAAGUAGUUUUUAUAUUUAAAAAUGCUGCUCUGGAGCUAAACUUCAGAAAUGAGUCUGAGAACUGAAACAAAUUUGUAGGAUGACUGAAGUGUACCAGCAUGGCAUUCUUGACGCGCAAGUUUGACUCCUUGUACUUGCUCUACAGGUUUUGAGCGCAACAUGAGAGCAAUAAGUACAGAAUGAAGUGUC